AAUAGGCUACCGAGGUUUCUUUAUUUCACCCUCGAAGGCCCAAAACCCUAGCUCCUUCUCUUCAUAAACUACGGUUUAGAGAGGCCGCCGCAGAUCUCUGCUUACAGGAGCAAGUGUUGGGAAAAUGGUGAGAGUUAGUGUCUUAAACGAUGCUCUUAAAAGCAUGUAUAAUGCAGAGAAGCGGGGAAAGCGACAGGUUAUGAUUAGACCAUCAUCAAAAGUGAUUAUCAAGUUUCUCCUUGUCAUGCAGAAGCAUGGUUAUAUUGGGGAGUUUGAGUAUGUUGAUGACCACAGAGCUGGCAAGAUUGUGGUUGAACUGAAUGGAAGGCUUAACAAGUGUGGGGUUAUUAGUCCUCGUUUUGAUCUUGGGGUUAAAGAUAUUGAAAACUGGACUGCGAGGUUGCUUCCUUCAAGACAGUUUGGAUACAUAGUGCUGACAACUUCUGCUGGUAUCAUGGACCAUGAAGAGGCUAGGAGAAAGAAUGUAGGUGGUAAGGUACUUGGUUUCUUCUAUUAGGUUGAAGAGUGUGGAGGCGGUAGAGCAGUUAUUUCUUCUAGUAGGCGAGUUUUCACUCGGGAUGUAGUUGGAAUUUUAUGCAUCCUGAGGAUUUUAUUUUGGUGCUUUUUGGAACGUUGUACUGUUUUUUUUUUUAUAUUUACUCGUCGAAUUUUCUUUUAUAUUUUGAAUUUUAUUGGAGAUUAUUAGAUGCAACUAUUUUAGAGGAUUAAGGUUCAUAUUUUUUCUUCUUA
Nelumbo nucifera (sacred lotus) is the source of this 750-nucleotide messenger RNA. Its product is annotated as small ribosomal subunit protein uS8z/uS8w. Lineage: Eukaryota; Viridiplantae; Streptophyta; Magnoliopsida; Proteales; Nelumbonaceae. Gene Ontology annotation, cellular component: ribosome. The record is from RefSeq and is a predicted model, not a curated record. Gene Ontology annotation, biological process: translation. Gene Ontology annotation, molecular function: structural constituent of ribosome.